Salvia splendens (bonfire salvia) is the source of this 2433-nucleotide messenger RNA. Its product is annotated as subtilisin-like protease SBT5.6. The coding region runs from base 1 to 2316 and encodes 771 amino acids. The transcript has 9 exons. Gene Ontology annotation, molecular function: serine-type endopeptidase activity. Gene Ontology annotation, biological process: proteolysis. Lineage: Eukaryota; Viridiplantae; Streptophyta; Magnoliopsida; Lamiales; Lamiaceae. The record is from RefSeq and is a predicted model, not a curated record.
AUGCAUAACCAACCAACAUCUUUCUUUUUUUCCCUUCUUCUUCUUCUCCGAAUCUCGGCUUUGUCUGCUCAACACCAGGUAUACGUAGUGUACCUAGGAGGGCACAGUGGGCUUCAGACACCUGAAGAAAUCGAAAACAUACACCGUUCAUAUCUGCAUUCCGUCAAGUCUUCUCGUGAGGAAGCUGCAGCCUCCAUCAUUUACAGCUACAAGAACGCGAUUAAUGGCUUUUCGGCUUUUCUCACUUCUCAACAGGCUGAUGCACUAUCAGAGAUGGAUGGAGUGAUCUCAGUGUUCCGUAGCCAGCCAUCGAGGCUUCACACGACCAGAUCGUGGGAUUUCAUUAGCUUGCUCGAGGCUAACUGGGAUGCUUCGAUGGCUAAUGGAGAAGAUCUGUUGAAGCAAGCGGGAUAUAGCCAGAAUGUCACCGUAGGCGUAAUCGACACCGGAAUAUGGCCAGAGUCAGAGAGUUUCAGUGACACAGAUAUGGGACCUAUUCCAUCAUAUUGGAAAGGAUCUUGUCAAAGUGGUGACCAAUUUAAUUCUUCUAACUGCAAUAGGAAAAUAGUAGGGGCUCGCUACUACCUAAAAGGGUACGAGGCAGCCUACGGCCCGGUCGACCCAAAAUUCGACUUCAAAUCGCCUAGGGACAUGGCCGGCCACGGGACCCACGCUGCGUCAAUUGUUGGCGGCCGGAUGGUCCCCAACGCCGCCGCGAUCGGCGGCAUUGGCAGCGGCACGGCGAGCGGGGGCGCCCCGCUCGUGCGCCUGGCCGUGUACAAAGUGUGCUGGGCGGUUCCGGGGGCGAGCAUGGCGGAAGGGAAUGCAUGCUUCGACGACGACUUGAUCGCGGCCUUUGACGACGCCAUCGCCGACGGCGUUCAAGUGCUCAGCGUUUCGAUGGGGAGGAGUACUAGCGUUCCAUACGAGAGAGAUGGGAUCGCCAUUGGAGCGCUGUAUGCUGUGAAACGAAAUAUUGUGGUGGCUUGCAGCGCCGGGAACUCCGGCCCGGAUCAGUCCACCAUCACGAACGUUGCCCCGUGGGUCAUCACCGUUGGUGCGAGUAGCAUCGACCGUGAGUUUUCGUCGCCUGUCAUGCUUGGAAACGGCGUCGUUUUGGUGGGACAAUCAAUCACUCCAUUUGAUGAGGCUGGGACAUACCCUCUCGUUUAUGCAGCAGAUGUGGAAAUUCCAGGCUCCACAACAAGUGAAAAUAAUGGGUUAUGCAUGAGCGGCACGCUUUCACCGGAUCUUGUGAGAGGAAAAGCCGUCUUCUGCCGUAGUGGAGCCACUUUCGAAACCCUAGAAGUGGCCCGAGCAGGCGGCGCAGCGGCUGUGCUCGGAAACUCCUACGAAGGAAUGGGAGUUAUAGGCCAGUCUUUUAUGAUUCCGACAACAACCAUUCUCUCUAACGAAAUACCGAUAGUUUAUAACUACACUGUGUCCAAUAAAGCUGCAACGGUCACGUUAAAGCCGGUCAAGACUUUAUCCGGCACAUUGGCUCCAUUCAUGGCUCCCUUCACCUCUAGAGGCCCCAGCCUCGUCGAUCCUAAUAUUCUUAAGCCGGAUGUUACUGCUCCGGGACUCAAUAUACUAGCAGCAUGGAGCGAGGCGGCAUCUCCGUUGAACGUCCCGGCUGACAAAAGAGUCGUUAAAUACCAAUUCCUUUCUGGGACGUCUAUAUCGUGCCCCCAUGUUUCUGCUGUUGCCGCACUUCUUAGGGCGUUGCACCCCAAUUGGAGUAGCGCCGCCAUAAGAUCCGCCCUCAUCACAAGUUCAAAGCCGAGCAACAACGAAGGCGGAAGCAUAACAAAUGCGCAAGGGAAUCCUUCAACCCCCUUCGAAUCGGGAGCCGGACACAUCCAGCCAUCCCUGGCCGCCGAUCCGGGGCUCGUCUACGAUGCUUCGUAUGGAGACUAUCUGCUUUUCCUUUGCGCCAGCAGCGGCAAUCGGCUCGACCCGUCCUUCCAUUGCCCCGACGACGACGACGACGUGCCUUCGGCGAGCCAUUUCAACUAUCCGUCGCUGGCGAUCGACGAUUUGGAGGACGGAAGGAUGAGAGUGGCGAGAGUCGUCACCAAUGUGGGGCCCGCGAGGUCGACGUACACGGUGACGAUCAAUCAGCCGCCGGGUUACACGGUGAAGAUCGCGCCGGCGGUGCUGAGAUUCAGCGCGGUGGGGGAAAGGCAGAUGUUCAAUAUUACGGUUACAGCUGGCGGUGGCGCCGUCGAGAAUGUGUAUGCUUUUGGUUCCUUUGUUUGGAGUGAUGGAAUUCAUCGAGUAAGAAGUCCGAUUGCAGUAACUAACUCAGAUUAAUCUUAUGUACUUUCCUAUUUAUCCCAAAUAAUAUACAAAUUGUAUCAUUUUUACAAUAAUUUAUGAAUCGAGAAACCAUGUGUUGGAUAUUGUAGCGUUGGGGGUUGUGUAGCGUAU